This is a messenger RNA of Dioscorea cayenensis subsp. rotundata (Guinea yam), 2137 nucleotides long. RefSeq names its product F-box/WD-40 repeat-containing protein At5g21040. Gene Ontology annotation, cellular component: preribosome, large subunit precursor. Gene Ontology annotation, molecular function: protein binding. Lineage: Eukaryota; Viridiplantae; Streptophyta; Magnoliopsida; Dioscoreales; Dioscoreaceae. The record is from RefSeq and is a predicted model, not a curated record.
UUGGGAUUAGCCUGGUUCUGCAUUCAUACGCUUAAGUAAAUUUAGGAAUUUUAAAGGAAUUCUUUUAGUUCAUCUCCAUUCAUACCCUGAUUUUUUAUUGAAUUUCUAAAAAAGUGUUUUUUUUUUGUGAUCUUACUGUAUGAUUUGUAUAUACUCUUCUUAGAGUAGGUUUGGUUUUCGGCUUUAAUUCUUAUAUGGAAUUGACAUGCUUCGAGAGAGGGAACUCACCAUCAAGGAAAUUCAUUGAAGCUAGACUUACUGAUCCUAAUAAUUUGGACAAAGAACUUUAUUCGGUCCAUUCUAAACCUUACACCCCUUUUGUACAUUCCAAGCCUGAUAUCUGGAAAAAAUCAGCAAACAACAUUGAUGAUACAGGUUCAAAUGAUCAUCGAUCAAUUACCGAUCUCCCUCGGGCCUUGGUUUCUGAGAUCCUCCAACGCCUCGAGGCCAAGGAACUAGGCAUUGUUUCUUGUGUAUCCACCUUUCUUAACGACAUAGCAUCUGAUCAUCAUGGCUAGAAGGAUUUUUAUUGUGAAAGAUGGGGCCUGCCUUUCGGUUCGAACUUUUCUUUGAACAGUACUUUCCUUGGCCAGAAAUCUUGGAAGGAGUUGUUUGUUGAGAGGGAGCACAGGAGUAAAGCGUUUAUGGGUCGGUACAGCAUUGAUGUUCUCCGUGGUCAUACUGAGGCUGUUCGGACAGUAUUUCUUUUACAGCCUGCGAAGCUUAUUUUCACAGGAGGGUAUGAUUCACCAAUUCAUAUGUGGGACAUGGAGGAAGGCUUGUCUAUUGCAGUGUCUCGUCCUCUGGGUUGCACCAUUCGAGCCAUUGCGGCUAAUAUGGGGCUCUUGGUGGUAGGAAGUACAGAUGCCUUCUUGCAAUGCUGGAAGGCAAUUGAAGGGCACCCGCAUGUGUUUGACAUCACCGGGUCUAGCAUGAGCCAAAUUUCCAAAUUUUGACUAUGGGGGCAUGAGGGCCCUAUUACUUGCCUUGCAUUGGAUGCCACAAAGAUCUAUAGUGGCUCAUGGGACAUGAGUGUCCGGGUAUGGGAUUGAGCUCAAUUGAAAUGCUUGAAAACAUUGAGGCAUGGCGAUUGGGUUUGGGCCCUUGCUCCUCAGCCGUCGACUAUAGCCAGCAUUGCUGGCAGAGAUGUUUAUAUCUGGGAUACUGAGAGUGAAAAGCCUACAGAAGUUAUCUAUAAUGCUCAUGUUGGUAAUGCUUAUUCUUUGGCACGGAGCCAUUUAGGAGAUUUGUUAUUUACGGGAGGGGAAGAUGGUGCUAUUCACAUGUUUGAUGUCAGUAGCUACUAUGAUGAUGAUGACGACACGAAGCCGGUUGCAAUUUGAAUGCCUCAGACGGGUCCUGUUUAUUGUCCUGCAUUUGAGUUUCCUUGGCUUGUAUCAUCUGCAAGUGAUGGCAUGCCUGCUUUGAUUGACAUAAAGAAACUUUUGAAGUCAAGUGAGCGAUCAUCAAUAAGGCAAAGCUCUAAGGUGGUUAAGUACACUGCCUCUGAUGCUGUGGAGCUUCAACGAAUGCUGAAUGGGUUGUGAUCUAAUUUGUUCUCUGUGGAUAUCAGCUCUGAUAGGAUUGUAUGUGCCGGAGAAGAUGGUGUGGUUAGAGUCUGGAACUUCUCACAGGCACUCGAGAUUGAGAAGAGGAUGCAGGCUUUGAGGAGUGCUAGACUGGAGAACCAGAUGAGGCGUCGUAAGGCACAAAUUGAGAUGAACGAAAGGCAGUGCUUAGUUGCCACCAGGAGAAAUCAACUGAAUGGGGAUCGAAGUGGCAUCUGGCACAACAAGCGCGGUGUUGAAGAAAAGCUUAAAGCCUAGAACUGGCACAAAUUGGGGUGGGUUCCAAGCCCUUGGUAGAUUAAUAUGUGGAAUAGUACAAACACUAUUAUUAAUUUCAGCUGGAGAAAAUAGUACUAUAAGUGAGCUUUGAAUUACAUACAUUUCUUCCAGUUUUGAUGUGAAUUUUUUCUUUUUAUAAAUCUCUUCCACAAUUUGAUGUUCUCUUCAUCUGAUUCGCUUGCAAAUGGAAUGUUUAGUCUUCACUUGUUUCUGAACGCUCAUUUUAGUUAACCUGUAUGUGUGAUCCUCCUUUUGAACAUCUUAAUUAAAGAAUCAGAAAUUUAGAAUCA